GUGGAGAGCUUGGAAUGAUCGCAUCUGCGAUGACACCAGAAGCUCACCACGGCCUUCUAUCGCAUUUUCUGCAUGCAGCAGGUGGAAUCACUGGUGCCAAGGCCACUAGCCUUGCUCCGUUUGGACACCGCAUCAGUCGCAUUGCGGUGCGCCAACCCACGCAAACGCAGCAGUCCAAGUUUGCAGACGCCGAGGCGAUUGCAGCAUCUCGACAGUGCCAACCUGAGCAUCAGCCGCACCUGACCGAUCACCAACGCGCAACACUGUUGCGGGUCACAACGGGUAACCACUACGGGCUCCUCGACACCCCAAACACCCACUGGCUGCGCCAACACCCCGAACACCCCCAGGUCCGAACGCAGCGCGUCUUCCACGGCGUCCGCUCCUUUGAUGCGUUGGAGAGCAUUCUUUGCAACGGUUUCGCCAAGUUGCACAAAACAGACCCAGGCUGGCAUGGUGCCGGCUUCUACUUCACACCAGACCUGGACUAUUCAUGCGCGUAUUCACAACCAUGUAGCGGCAAACACAUACCCGAAGCCCUGCACUGCCUCAACUUGGAUCCAAACAAGAGCUAUUCCAUCGUGCUGGCAUGUGAUGUCGUCUACAGCAACCCCUAUCCAGUCGUGGACGAGCGGCACAGAGGAGAGUCGCUGCAACAAGGGCAUGAUGCGCACGUGGCGGUUGUGGACUUCAGCAGACGUGACAUUUCGAGUGCCAGCCCCUUUGCUUCCCACGAGGAGUGGGAUCACCCGGGCAACACUGCCGUGGCAGAGAUUGUCUUGAACGAUGCCAGCUGCGCCCGUGUCAUUGGGCUUCUUGUGUUUGAAGCACAACUGCGGCGUGACGUCGUUGUCUGCCAUGGCGGCUUGAUGGUCACUCUUCGAGAGUACCUGAGCCCGGCCGUCAAAAUGGCUAGCUUCACGGGCAGCCUCAACAGCCUUGAUCGCUCUGGAAAACACCUCCUGAUGGAGAGCAUUACAAGAUCACUUGUUGCUUGCCCAGUGUUGAGUGCACCAGCUCUCGCCCACCUGGGGGCAUUUGAUCACGAGAACACCUGCCACGCUGUGCUCCUGAUGUGGAUGUUGAUGCUUGAGCUGUAUGAGCGUCGGCGGAACCAGCCAGAGCUCAUCCGCCUUCGCUGCAUCGUGCCAUUCCUCCUUGGCAGCUCCUGGGACGUGUACCCUGAGAGCAACAUGAGCAGGGAAACAGCUCGUGAGUACGACUCAGUUGACGCGAUGCGGAGGCUGGCAGCAGUGGCUCUGCCAAGCGUGGUGAGCAAGAAAACGGCUGAGGUGCUGGACGAGUUCAUCACAAAAGUGCUUCACUUGCCCGCACCAGAGCAGCACAAGACCGUGCAAGGAGUAGUGCAGGCGAUCUUGCACUCUGAUCGCCUCGUUGAAGACUUUGCCCAUCACCACGAGACCAGAAGAGAACAGUUGAUGUACCUGACACGCAUGCUUGAAGCGGAGGUCCACAGGGUGAACGCAGGCAUCGAGAACGAACAAGCCAAGCUCCGCAACCAAGUCAAGGCCCAGCUUGUGCGUCGAACCAUGUCGGAAGAGGAAGAGGAAGGCAAUGCGUCCGGGAGCUCUGGAAGUGGGAGCUCUGGAAAUGGAUCCGCUGCUGCGGGCAGCGUCAGCUCUGUGGUGGCUCAAGAAGACGACAGCGAUGAUGAUGAUGAUGAUGAUGAUGAUGACGACGACGACGAAGAAGAAGAAGCAGAAGACGACGACGACGACGAUGCUGGCAACAACAGUGGCGUAUUCGAGGAUGAAAGAGUGCGUGUGUAUGUCAACAUGAAUGAGGGUGAUGUGGAUCCCAGCUACCCAACUGCAGGGGUUUCUCGCUUUCCAUACUGCCGUCCACACCCUGACCUUCGCGACUGGCUGCAGAGCAAAGGGCUUCAAGAAUUGACCUCGGCCUUGGCAUCCCUGGGGAUCGUUGAACUCGUGGAUCUGCUGGAGCUGGUCCGUGACAACGAGCUGUCAGUCACUCGACUGGAAGCGCGCAACGUCCAAAUCGGGACCGCCAACAAGCUGCUGCGAGAGGCCCGAGGGACACUGGCCAAAGAGACUGCGACGCUCUCGAUGCCGUGGUAUUCAAUCCUCUCGUCUCCACUCAUCGUAGCUGGGGCUGGAGCAGUUGGUGCUCUGCUUGCGGCCUUGCUGAUCAGCUUCCUGUCAUGACUGACAUCCAGCCCACGAGUUGCCCACACGCCGAUGUGCUCAUUGCACGGCUGGAUACCUGCUGCCGCCUUUGUCAUCAACAGGAUCUUACGCUGCUGCUCGUCCGUGCGACAUGCUUUCUGCUUUCUUUCACCUUAC
Molecule: messenger RNA, 2324 nt
Organism: Salpingoeca rosetta
Lineage: Eukaryota; Choanoflagellata; Craspedida; Salpingoecidae
Exons: 7
Coding region: 15-2186 (723 amino acids)
Source: RefSeq, a predicted model, not a curated record